Molecule: messenger RNA, 2649 nt
Organism: Filobasidium floriforme
Lineage: Eukaryota; Fungi; Basidiomycota; Tremellomycetes; Filobasidiales; Filobasidiaceae
Product: putative dolichol kinase
Exons: 8
Coding region: 1-2649 (882 amino acids)
Biological process (GO): dolichyl monophosphate biosynthetic process
Cellular component (GO): endoplasmic reticulum membrane
Molecular function (GO): dolichol kinase activity
Source: RefSeq, a predicted model, not a curated record
AUGUUACCCAAUACAGCUACUGCCUUUGUCAAGACCUCUCCUAUCACAUCAGCUUUCCCCACGAUCACCACGCCGACGAGUAUCAAUAUAACCAGCUCGUCAUCAACUCCUGCACGCUCCAAGCCGGCUCUCUUACCUUGCCGAGUCAGUCUCGCCUCCCUGUCAUCCCCCUGGAUACGCAAACGGACAUACACAACUGGCGUCGAUCAAGGGAAAGGGAAAGGGAAAGCAUUGGAUUUCGGGGUACAGUUGACGAGAAGACGUUGUGAACGAGCAUUAUUGUUAGCCAGCGCUGGGUGGGUGGUCGAUCGAUUAGGGAGAGAAUUGGGAGAGGUGCAGGUCGCGUUCGAGCUAGGGGUGAUCAUCGUGCUCACCAUGGCAUACCUGGAAUUCCGGACGAUCGACAACUCGUCCUCUGGACCUGGACCUGAGACGAAGAGACGGGGGUCUGGAGAGGGUGGGGUCGCUGGUGCUGGUGCUGGUGGAAAUAAUAACAAUAACGGCGGGAACAUCAAAGCGAGAUCGGGUGUUGCGCUGCAACACGGCCCGUCUCUAACAAACAGGGAGAAGAGGAACAGCAUGUCAGCGGGACUUACUCCGACGGCGAUGGGAUCGGGACUUGCGGGGUCCAUCGGUACGGUUUGGGCGACGGAACCCAAGGAUUAUAGGGACUGCUUGGAUGAUGGAGCAGCGUGGGCCCUUUUACUCGGACCUAUACUCAGUGGAAGCAUGUUCUACGAGACGUGUACUCGGCUCCGGGAAAUGUAUACCGCUAGUCCGAGCAAGGAACCGGCUGGGGCGGCGACCAACGGGUGGCAGAUCGAGGCCCCGUUGGUCUCGCCGUCGACACGCCCAUUCAUCGUCGCAGGACAAGGACCUGCCUCGGCGGAACAAGCAAAGAGCCAGGCGGUGCUCGCCAUCUCGGCGUUGGCGUAUUCGAGGAAACAAGCAUGUCAUUUGAUGUGCUUGUUAUCGCUCCUUCUGCUUGGUCAUACGUUAUGGUCGCGUAGACGACACUUGUUGAUGGUAGCAAGCUCGCACGAGGCACAGGGGUCGGGAAGAAGCGACGGCAGUCUCCCGCCCUGGUCGAAACGGAGUGAGUGGAGGCGAACCGGGGCGGUGGUUGCCUUUUCGUUCGUCCUCACGGCGGGAUUUGUCGUCUUGAAAGUGGUGGCGCAAGUAGCCGGGGUUGUGGGCGGCUACGAUUAUACCUAUUCCGAUCUGGUCAUCUCGACGUUGUUCUUCCAAUUCUGCCUGUAUGUCUGCGUAAGACUGGCGAGACGCGGCUUUACGUUGGGAGAACUCGGAAUUAUCUGUCAUGCCGGGACGGGGUUAUUCAUGGAGGUAGUCAAUCUUACCCGGACCAAAAUCUCGAUCUUCAAUACGCCCUUCGUGCGGACUUAUCGAUUACCUACUCCGCUACUCAUUUUCCAGCUCGCCCUGAUCCCAGGAUCUUUCCUUUGCGGGUUCUUGCUUUCGCCACUACUGGUCUUGUCACGUAGGAUCGCGCAGCGACCGGUGUACCGGCUACGAUACCCGGAAGAGAAACAGCUCUACCGUAAAGGUCUCGCCGCCGGAUUCUACGCUGGUGCGAUUCUGAUUUGCGGAGGUCUGAUCGGGUUCUGGGCGAGAUGGUGUCUGUGCGGACGAAAUCCGCUCGUCUGGGUCGUCAUGUGGUUGAUGGAAGGCCAGAAUUGGUAUUCAAGACCGGUACUCAUCGGAUACUGGGCUGCAUUGGCUGGAAUCAGCGUGGGCGGAUGGACCCGUCAACUAUCACGAGCGAGACGUCAUCGUGGAUGGACUGAAGCUAAAGUGACCAAUGGUCAACACAAGGUCACUGUCGUGUCCAAGACGAGCGCUACCAAGUCGGCCGAGGCGGCUACGGCGAGAUCCGCGUCGAUGUCGGAUGGUACCCGGCGGCCGACGUUGCCACGCACCCCGAGUCCAACGAUCGACGUCAAGACGGCUGGUCUCAGUGGAGUAGCGAGUCAUAUGAUGGACGAGAUGGAUCAGAGAGCGCCCGUCUUUAGCGUGAACGCGAGGAGGAAGUUCUUCCAUGCCCUGGCUGUCGUCAUGUUUGUCCCGGGCAUCAUCGUCGACCCGGCGUUUACCCAUCUGUCCUUCUCGCUGGCGUUUGCCAUCUUCAACUUUGCCGAAUACGUACGGUAUUUCGCCCUCUACCCAUUCGGUGCGGCGGUACACCUGUUCCUCAACGAGUUUCUCGAUAAAAAGGACUCGGGUACCGCCAUUCUGAGUCAUUUCUACCUGUUGACCGGGUGUGCAGGGGGGAUCUGGUUGGACUCACCUCGGACGAUCUUGAGCCUCGUCGGCGUGUUUUCGCUAGGUAUCGGUGAUGCACUCGCAAUUUCCAUCUCUUCGACACAGGCUUCGAUCGUGGGCAAACGGAUCGGUCGGGUCAGAUGGUCCACCUCGAGUGGCAAGACGGUCGAGGGCAGCCUGGCUUUCCUCGGGUCUCUCGUCUUGGCCGGCACGAGCUUGUCCAUGACAGGCAUCAUCGACCCAUUCUCGGUCACGAGGUAUACAAUGUUGGCCCUUGCACUGAGCUUGAUGGAAGCCGUCUCGGAGCAGAACGACAACUUGAUCCUGCCCAUAUGGGGAUAUUGCCUUGGCGUAUGUCUGGGACUUUGA